This is a messenger RNA of Anolis sagrei ordinatus, 1967 nucleotides long. Its product is annotated as beta-2-glycoprotein 1-like. Lineage: Eukaryota; Metazoa; Chordata; Lepidosauria; Squamata; Anolidae. The record is from RefSeq and is a predicted model, not a curated record.
CAAAUCCUGGUUAUCGGGUUGUCCCAACAUUCAAGGCAAAACCUACGAGCCUCAGCAUCCCACUCUCCAGGGAAUCACCUAGAAAUCUCAUCUUUUUCCCCCUGCAGAGCAGCAGAAUCUGGAAUAUUCUCUCUCACACUCAGACGCACAUCACAACUUCUUGACUCCAAUCCCCAAACUUUCCUUGAACCUGUUGAACACUCCCAGAGAAUCCAGUCAUUUUGCCUUCUCAAACUCCUCCAAGGAACUCAACAUUGGGUCUCUCCAGGCAUCAUGAUCAGACUUGCCGCAGUGUUGCUGAUGCUCGUGGUUCCUUCUCUUCUACUCCUAGAGGACUCCGGACAAACGGGAGUCAAGAAUAUGAAAGACCCUAAGUGUCCACCUCGGAAGAAGAAUUUUGCAGCACUGACGGGCCACAUAUGUCAAAGAAGUUGUGAGCGCCGCAGCUGCUCCAAACAUAGGAACUGUGUAUGUGAUGGGGACUGUGGACUGAGCUGCAUCCCUACAGGUUUGAGUUGUCCUUGGCCAGUGAUGAUAGACAACGCUGAGACACAGGUGGCCCAGGAAUCCAAUAUGUUUGGGGACUUCAUGAGGGUGACAUGUCACCCUGGAUUUAUAAUGGAUCAUGGACAGGAUGUAGCAAUGAGUCGCUGCCAAGGAGAUGGAAAGUGGAGCUUCACUGCACCCUGUGAAGAUAUUCUUAAUCUUUCAUCAGUUUGCAAACCUCCUCCAGAAAUUGAAAAUGGAUUCUAUGAAGGUGGCCCCUACAAAGUAGGAAAAGAAGUAACUUAUGAGUGUAACUAUGGAUAUCAGCUGGAAGGAGCCAGCACACUCUUAUGCCAAGAGAAUGAAGAAUGGUCACACGCAGCCCCAACCUGCCGUCCUGUUAAUUGCUCCCAACCACCCAAUAUUGCUCAUGCAACCCUAGUUGCUGUGCACAAGCCUGAACACCCAGUGGGAACCGUGAUCUAUUACUUGUGCAACAAGGACUUCUACUUAGAUGGCUCCGAGAGAGUUGUGUGCUUGGAAAACGGAAGCUGGUCCCAAUUACCCCAUUGCAGAGCCCGUUGUCCAAUCUCUGCCCAGCGUAGUCGGGUGAUCUACAACGGACACAAGCUCUGGAUCAAUGAGAUCCCAUCUGGUCUGGUCCAUCAUGGAGAAACUGUCAAGUUUUUCUGCCGCGGCCAAAACAAAACCUGUAGCUUUGAGGCUGAGAGCCAAUGCUUUGAUGGUGUGUUGAAGACGCCAGACUGCUAUGAUGAGCCCACGUAUCUGCAGUACCAUCUGUUCCCUAAAAGAGUUGUUUCUGAAAUACCUGCUUGUUGAACGCCCUGCGAGCCAUUCGUUCUUCAACUGAGAUGCCUCCUUCUUCCUUGUCCAAGCUUGACUGGCAUCCUGGAGGUGCAGAAAAGAGAGGUGGAAAAGAAGGAAUCGAUGCAAGAGAACCGAAACCAGCCACAUUUAAAAGUAGAAAAAAGACUUGGGGAUUCAGACACUUGAGACAACACUCUAAUAAGCAACCGCGAAAUAUUUUAUUUAUUCUCUCACUCUAUGGCUCCCUGGGUGAGCACAACAUUUCUCCCCUAUACCACCUUAAUCUUACUUACUUUAUACAGAUUUUAUGGUUGGAUCAACCUGUCACAAGCAAAAUAAUAGUUCUGUGGGAGGCUUUUUAAAAAAAACAUGAAGGCAGCUUCAUUCAGAGUUCGCAAUGUGAUGAGAUACUUAGUACACAGCAAGCGUUCAGCGACUUCAUAUAUGUCAACGGCAAGAUUCACAAAAGCAGAAUAACAAUAGAUUUGCACUAUCCAUGAACUUCAUACCUUUUUUGCUUGUAGGAAUUGUGCUGAUUUUCAUGCCGAAAAUCAGGGGUUGUAUAUAGGAAAAUGGAAAGAUGGCAAGAAAAACAGUAUAAAGCUGCAAUUUUAUGCAUUCUUACUAGGAAGUAAAGAACUCUAUUGAACUGG